Molecule: messenger RNA, 5206 nt
Organism: Lagenorhynchus albirostris (white-beaked dolphin)
Lineage: Eukaryota; Metazoa; Chordata; Mammalia; Artiodactyla; Delphinidae
Gene: SREK1
Product: splicing regulatory glutamic acid and lysine rich protein 1
Exons: 12
Coding region: 1456-3000 (514 amino acids)
Cellular component (GO): nucleoplasm
Molecular function (GO): RNA binding
Source: RefSeq, a predicted model, not a curated record
UUUUUCUUUAUUUUGUCCCUUUUUUUUUGUUUUUGUUUUUGUUUUGUUAAAUCUCUUUCACUUUAACUUGUGAGCUGGUUUUCCAGUUCUUUGUAAAUGGUAUUCCAUUAAGGGUUCAUAACAUUGCAUUGCAAAUUAUAUUGGGAGAUGAUUAGUAGAGCUCAUCCUUAACAUAAAAGAAAUUUUCACAGUAAAUUAGGAUAUGGUUUCGUGAAGCUCAAUGCUAGUCUUAAUUGGUGUUUAUAAACUGAUCAGGUACAUUUUGUUCCCAAAACACUAAAACACUGAUGAGAUUCUUAGGAACACGUUUUGAUCUCAGUGUAACAUUUUUGCAGUUUUCUCCCAAGUCUGCAUCUCUCAUAAAGACCAACUGAUAGCUUCUAAUUUUCGUCCUCCUCCCUUAGAAUUGUAGGCAUACAAAAUCAUCAAGGAAAAUAAGUAAAUUUCUUAUAACAUUCUGGGGGUAGAGGACAAGAGGAGACUUCACUUUUAUGAUAUUUAUUAUAGAAAAUAGCAUUUCUUUGAUUUGAAAACACUUUUAAUUGCCUACGUGGGGAAUGGAUAUUUGAGAAACUGUUGAAUACUUACACUUGUGUGUGUAUUUUUUUGCUUGAAUUUUUUUGUUGAAAAAUGUUCAGAGAUUACUAGUUUCUAAAUGGAUUCUGAGAUUAGGAUGAGUGAGAGACAUUGUUUUUUCUCUCAGUUGUCUUUGAUGAGUACAGUUUGGGAAAAAUGCUAAAUGCUUAUUUGUUUUAUACUUUUAUACACUCUGAUAGUAUUUGGAGGGUAUAUUUGGUAGAAUUUUAUCCUGAAAAUUAAGCAAUGGAACUUUUUUCUUAAAGUAUCUUUAAUGGUAAUUAGAAAAGUAAAAAAUAUUGUGCUUUUAGUUAGACUUAAUACUUAUAAUAGUUUAUUAUACUGUGAGAGACAGUGAGAGGCAGACAACCUCCUGAUACUAUUUUUAAGCCAACACUGAAUGACUUUAUUAUGUUAAGUAAUCAACUUUUGGCCUGUAUUGAAUACCCGUUUUGUUUGUGUGGUCUUUCAUGUGGAUAGUUUUGCUUAUUUAAUGGACAGGUAAUAUUAAAUUGGGGACAUUACUAGAUUGGAACUCUUUAUUUGUUUUUUAGGUGCAUAAAUUAGGGUAGUGAAGCAUAGGGUUUGUACCUUAGGACCUCAGUUGACUUAUCAAGAUGUGUACAGGUUUUACAAAUAUUAAAAAAGUAAUACUUAUUUUUAACAGAUAAAGCAGGUCUGAUAGUGAUGUAAAUAGUAUAUUGAUGCAGCCAACACGAACGGUUGUCAUGUGUAACACAACUUUCGAUCACCGCGAAAACACCGUCCUGGGAAAGCGUCCAUGCUUGAUAUCGUUUGGUUCAUGAACAUUAAGUUUCCAGUACAGGUAAAAUCCCAGAGGAAGCCAAAGCUCUCUCUCUAUUGGCUCCUGCUCCAACCAUGACAAGUCUGAUGCCUGGUGCAGGCUUGCUUCCCAUACCGACUCCAAAUCCCUUAACUACACUGGGUGUUUCCCUUAGCAGUUUGGGAGCUAUACCAGCAGCAGCACUAGACCCCAAUAUUGCAACACUUGGAGAGAUACCACAGCCACCACUUAUGGGAAAUGUGGAUCCUUCCAAAAUUGAUGAAAUUAGGAGAACAGUCUAUGUUGGCAAUUUGAAUUCCCAGACAACAACAGCUGAUCAGCUACUUGAAUUUUUUAAACAAGUUGGAGAAGUGAAGUUUGUGCGGAUGGCAGGUGAUGAGACUCAGCCAACUCGGUUUGCUUUUGUGGAAUUUGCAGACCAAAAUUCUGUACCAAGGGCCCUUGCUUUUAAUGGAGUUAUGUUUGGAGACAGGCCACUGAAAAUAAAUCACUCCAACAAUGCAAUAGUAAAACCCCCUGAGAUGACACCUCAGGCUGCAGCUAAGGAGUUAGAAGAAGUAAUGAAGCGAGUGCGAGAGGCUCAGUCCUUUAUCUCAGCAGCUAUCGAACCAGAGUCUGGAAAGAACAAUGAAAGAAAAGGCGGUCGAUCUCGUUCCCACACUCGUUCAAAAUCCAGGUCUAGCUCAAAAUCCCGUUCUAGAAGGAAAAGAUCACAGUCAAAACACAGGAGCAGAUCCCAUAAUAGAUCACGUUCAAGACAAAAAGAUAGACGUAGAUCUAAGAGCCCUCAUAAAAAACGCUCUAAAUCAAGGGAGAGGCGGAAGUCAAGGAGUCGUUCGCGUUCACGGGACAAAAGAAAAGACAACCGAGAAAAAAUCAAGGAAAAGGAAAGAGUGAAAGAAAAAGAUAGAGAAAAGGAAAGGGAAAAAGAGAGAGACAGGGAAAAGGAACGUGAAAAAGAAAAGGAACGGGGUAAAAACAAAGAUAAAGACCGGGAUAAAGAACGGGAAAAGGACCGAGAUAAAGACAAGGAGAAGGACAGAGAGAGAGAGCGGGAAAAAGAGCAUGAAAAGGAACGAGACAAAGAGAAGGAGAAGGAACAGGACAAAGAAAAGGAACGAGAAAAGGACAGAUCCAAAGAGAUAGAUGAGAAAAGAAAGAAGGAUAAAAAGUCCAGAACACCACCCAGAAGUUACAAUGCAUCAAGAAGAUCUCGUAGUUCCAGCAGGGAAAGGCGUAGGAGGAGGAGCAGGAGUUCUUCCAGAUCACCAAGGACAUCAAAAACCAUAAAACGGAAAUCUUCUAGGUCUCCAUCCCCUAGGAGCAGAAAUAAGAAGGAUAAAAAGAGAGAAAAAGAAAGGGACCACAUCAGUGAAAGAAGAGAGAGAGAACGUUCAGCCUCUACAAGAAAGAGUUGUAAUGACAGAGAUGGGAAGGAAAAGGUGGAGAAGAACAAUACUUCACUUAAAGAGAAGGAGCACAAUAAAGAACCAGAUUCAAGUGUGGGAAAAGAAGUAGAUGACAAGGAUGCACAAAGGACUGAGGAAAACAAAGUACAGCAAAAUGGGAAUUGUCAACCAAAUGAAGAAAACCUCUCUACCAAAACAGAAGCAGUAUAGGACCUACAAAUGCACCUCUAAACACACGCUGGAAUAGAAUCCAAAGCUUUGAAUUCUCUCAACAAGAUGUUAAACAGUGAAGAAAUCCAGUGGAGCAUAAAGAUAUGAGCUAACAGCUUUUUUAGUUGUUAGGUGACUUUGUGGCCAUCUUGUUACUGAGUAAGAAAAUAAAGCAUGGACAUCGUGAAAAUAACAGGUGUUACCCAAACUCCUCAUCUUCUAAAAGCUGUGCAUUUCCAUGGUGGCUGACACACUUGUCAUGUGGUUUGUUAAGUGUUUGCGAAGAACCAUUAAAAUAAAUGGGACAUUAAAGAUCUAAAUUUGUACUAUCCAUUAAAGACUGGAGAUAAGCAUUGGAGGCUCUUUUAAAAAAUGCUAGUAACUGAUUUUGUAUUGUUUUACUUUUUUUUUAAUUUCAAUAUAUUACAGAUUGAUGAUGUGCUUGAAAUUGGUGCAAAUAUAUACACACCCUUGUAAGUGCGGAGUAUGUAAGAAGUUUUAACAUUGACUUCACAGGAUUUACAGUGAUUGUGUUAAAUUCUCACUAUUGUGUUUUCUUUUGCUCACUGUUUAGGACAGCAGUUUUUCUUUAAAAUAGUUUUACAGAUUAAAGUUGCUUACAUGAGUGGAUUAAAAACCAGCUGACAAUGCAUGCUACUGUUCUUUUUCAAAAGGAAGAACAACUGUGUUGAAUACUAAUAAUAUAUUAGUAUUCAGUGUUCAGAAUCAUUGGGUCUUCCCACAAAAUAACCAUUUCUUUUUGAACUCUUUUGACAUUUCCAAGCUUAUUAUGAACAGUAUCACAGUGUGUGUUGUCAGUUGUAGGUGGCAAAGGUGCCAUUUAUAAUAAGAAAACUGGGUUUUCAAAAUGGGCUAUGGGAGCACAAGCUGAAGCUUUAGUGCCUUCUACAAUGUGGUAUACUGUUUUCUAGAAUUUUAUAUGGACUAGUCAUUCUCAAUUCAUAUGGAGUUUAGAUGGAUAUUCCAUUCCCUCCCAUAGAGAAGUGUGAAAGUGGUAUGUCAGAAGAGCUUCUUACUUGGUUCACUUAAUAUGAGAGGGAAGUCUGUUUUCAAGAAUGACUUUAGAGCUUAAAACAGCAAUGCAGUUUUGGGACCAUCAGUUUCAUACUGUGAUAAUUGAAAAUGAAGCAGCAUGUUCUUAUUUUACUUAAAGCAGAACGCUUUAGUUGUCUACAUUGGAUGGCCUUAAUUAUUACCUCUCAAUCAUCUUCUCAUAAAUGAUGUGCAGAAAUUGUACUUAAAGGAGAACAUAUGAGUUUGUCUUAUGUGUAAGGAUGUGUUUACUUAAGCUUAAAAUAUAGGUCAUCCGACAUUGUUAGGCACACUUUUUGCAGAAAGUAUGCAAGUAGUAAAAUGACAACAUUGCUAAUAUUUUCCCCCAGAACACAACUCAUAGUUUCAGAACUCUUUUCAUUGUAUUUCCAAAAGUUAUACCUUUUAAUUAGCAUGUUAUUUAAAAAAUCAAGUAUAAUUAGUUUAAUGCAGUCUAAUACAAUCAAAUUACUCAGUUGCCUUACCUCAUGGGAAGAGUUACUUAUAGAUUUAAAAAGCUGAGUAGCACAUCAGUUACUUGGUUUCAACUUGAGUUUUCUUUUAAUGUUAAUACUAUUGAAAUUUAAGUAUUUGGUGAAGAAUGGAAAGAAUUGCCCUUAUUGCAAGUAAUGAAGCCUGGUUUGAUUAUGAAGCUGCUUAAUUACUCCUCAUGUGUUCAGAAUUACUGUGUCUUUUUUUCCUUUUUUUCACUGUGUACAUUAAAAUUUUUGAAAAUGCUUUACUAUGUAAAGUAUAGAUGGUCAUUUUAAUCAUUCAACCACAUACGGUUGGCUGGUAAACAGCUUAUUUUGAUAUAAGAAUGCUUGGGUGUAUAUGGAAAGAUUGUGAAGGAGUGUGUGUGUCUUGCAUCAAAGCUUCUUAUUUAUGAUAAUGUAAGUAGAAUAGAGCAAAUGUUGUUUGAAUCUUUGUUAUUUUUAGUACUGUUUCUCUAAUAAAGCUACGUAUUUUAGAGGAAGGUAUUUGUUCAUGCAUUUCAAAACAGCAUCUUAGGUUUGUCCUGUUCUUGUUUUAGCUGGCAUAGAAAUUGUUUUGAUAUGGAGAGUGCAUGUUUGUGUGGUGUGUAAAGCCAUCAUUUAAAGUUUGAGUAUUUUCUUGUACUCUGGACUCUAUUAAAUGUUUUUUAUGUUGGUAA